AUGUCGACCAUGUACAAUUUCACGGGACGGGUAGCGCUGAUAACGGGUUCGAGUUCGGGCAUCGGUGCGGCCACAGCUAUACUACUGGCCAAAGCAGGCGCCCGAGUGGUCAUCACUGGACGUAAUUAUCAAAAACUCGCAGCAGUUUAUAAACAGUGUGCGGAUGUGUCGCCCCAUAAAUGCCGUCCAGCGGUUCAAGUGGUGGCCGACGUGACCAAUGAGGCCGAUAUGGACCGACUUCUGGCCAUUACUAUCGAUACUUUUGGCAAAUUAGAUAUUCUGGUCAAUAACGUAGGGUUUUUGCAGUCGGCACUCAUAGAUAGCAAUGAUUAUAUGAAAAACUUCCGUCCGGGCAGUAUUUAUACCGAUUUACUCGAGAAUGGCUUUGGUAUUACGGGGGCCGAGAGUAGAGCCCUGUUUGAUAAAGUUGCCGCCAACUAUCCGGUUGGACGAAUGGGCGAGGGUUUGGAUGUGGCCAAUGCCGUGGCCUAUCUGGCCAGUGAUCAGGGUAGCUUUAUCACAGGCACCCACCUUUACGUAGACGGUGGUCAUAUCGCCGCUAAUAUUUCUAUUGAGUUAUAA
Messenger RNA from Medioppia subpectinata, 582 nucleotides. The record is from the annotation of a GenBank genome assembly. Lineage: Eukaryota; Metazoa; Arthropoda; Arachnida; Sarcoptiformes; Oppiidae.